AUGGUGAUCGUGUGGACCGCCGAAUGGGACACCAAGCUCUUAGUAGCAAUAUGGGAGACUUGUGGCUCCAAAUUCGAUUGGGAAUCAGCCGCAGAAAUUCUGGGUAAAGCCUGCACGCCUGAAGCAAUCAUGCAGCAUUUGCGGAAUCUCACCAAGAAAGCUUCCGACCAGCGGCGAGAACAGCGUGAAGUUCUACUCAAGUCGCAUGCUGCGCGAGACGCCAGUGUGGCCAAAGGCAAAGCCAGGCGCAGAUGGGGCUACAGUCGCAUAAACUAUGCUCGCAGACGUCCCAGCCGCAAGGUUGUCACCCAAGAUCAGAGCCCAGCUGAUGAGCAGCCAUCUAAAGCUGCUCCGAUUCCGCGUAAGCGUAGGUUUCAGGAUGAUUUGCCGCUCUUCAAGCCCAUCGAAGAAGAGAUAGAGAGACGUCCUCCACAGAUCAACCGAACCCGCAAGCGCCAUUUCCGAGAGGCACCAGAAUCUCCGGAUGAGGAUCAUAAUUCGAGCCAGCGGACCUCCUUCAGCUAG
Molecule: messenger RNA, 525 nt
Organism: Penicillium diatomitis
Lineage: Eukaryota; Fungi; Ascomycota; Eurotiomycetes; Eurotiales; Aspergillaceae
Exons: 3
Coding region: 1-525 (174 amino acids)
Source: RefSeq, a predicted model, not a curated record